CCGGAAACCAUAUGCCCCCGGGAGGUCAGAAGUGCGUAGUCAGGGCCGCCGGGAACUGUAGUUCUCUGUGAGGCGGAAGUGGGGCAGGCGGUCGGCGGCAUGGCGGGGCUGGAGCUCCUGUCGGACCAAGGCUACCGGGUGGAUGGGCGGCGCGCCGGGGAGCUGCGCAAGAUCCAGGCGCGGAUGGGCGUGUUCGCGCAGGCCGAUGGCUCGGCCUACAUCGAGCAGGGCAACACCAAAGCGCUAGCCGUGGUCUACGGGCCCCACGAGAUCCGGGGCUCCCGGGCACGAGCCCUGCCAGACAGGGCCCUGGUGAACUGUCAGUACAGUUCCGCAACCUUCAGCACAGGUGAGCGCAAGCGGCGGCCACACGGGGACCGGAAGUCCUUCGAGAUGGGCCUGCAGCUGCGUCAGACCUUUGAGGCGGCCAUCCUUACACAGCUGCACCCACGCUCCCAGAUUGAUAUCUAUGUGCAGGUGCUGCAGGCAGAUGGUGGGACCUAUGCGGCUUGUGUGAAUGCAGCCAUGCUGGCAGUGCUGGACGCUGGGAUACCCAUGCAGGACUUUGUGUGUGCCUGCUCAGCUGGCUUUGUGGACGGCACAGCCCUGGCAGACCUCAGCCACGUGGAGGAAGCAGCUGGUGGCCCCCAGCUGGCCCUGGCCCUGCUGCCGGCCUCAGGCCAGAUUGCACUGCUUGAGAUGGACGCCAGGCUGCAUGAAGACCACCUGGAGCAGGUGUUAGAGGCCGCUGCCCGGGCCGCCCGCGAUGUGCACACCCUGUUGGACCGUGUGGUCCGGCAGCAUGUGCGCGAGGCCUCUAUCUUGCUGGAGGACUGAGCAUCCAGCCACCUAUGCCCAGAAUAAAAUCCACACAGUCCACUGUA
This is a messenger RNA of Diceros bicornis minor, 884 nucleotides long. It is a transcript of the gene EXOSC4, whose product is annotated as exosome component 4. Gene Ontology annotation, cellular component: nuclear exosome (RNase complex); cytoplasmic exosome (RNase complex); nucleolus. Lineage: Eukaryota; Metazoa; Chordata; Mammalia; Perissodactyla; Rhinocerotidae. The record is from RefSeq and is a predicted model, not a curated record. The coding region runs from base 100 to 837 and encodes 245 amino acids. The transcript is spliced from 3 exons. Gene Ontology annotation, biological process: poly(A)-dependent snoRNA 3'-end processing; U4 snRNA 3'-end processing; nuclear mRNA surveillance.